Danio rerio (zebrafish) is the source of this 1583-nucleotide messenger RNA. Lineage: Eukaryota; Metazoa; Chordata; Actinopteri; Cypriniformes; Danionidae. The record is from RefSeq and is a predicted model, not a curated record.
CCCACUCCUCCUCCUCCUCCUCCUCUCGGGAUGAAGGUCUGCCUGUGAUAAUUAGCCUAAUGGAAUGAAUGACUGUGGAUUGACAAUAUGCAGCUGUGUGCAUGUCUGCGCGUAGGUGGAAAGUGACAAUCCUCAAGAGAAACGCUUUCAAACGUUGUUUCAUCCUCACACGAGCUGCAGAACGGAGCGCUCGGAUAUUCAGCAAAACCUGUUGAAUUCUCAGACUGGAUUACUUCACAUGUAUAUGACAAAGUUUGGAGGAUUUGGCAUCCGAGGAGAAUGAAUCGGUGCUUACGAGUGUGAUCUGAUGUGGAUGAGAGAUGCAGAGGACGGCUCAAGGCUUUUUCGACGCUGAUCCCCAUUUCCACAAUGAACCCUAUCAGUUUCCUCAUCCUCCAACAUCAUCUUUCGGCUCCAUCGUGACUGCAUCGAGUCCAGUCAAGAGAAUUACUUUCUACAAGAGCGGCGACUCCCAGUUCAAAGGCGUCAAGAUGGCCGUCCAUAAACGCACCUUCAAAUGCUUUGAUGCCUUACUGGAUGACCUUUCUCAAAAGGUUCCCCUGCCUUUCGGUGUACGUACCAUCACAACGCCCAGAGGAACCCACAGCAUUAAACAUUUAGAGCAGUUCGAGGAUGGAGGGUGUUAUCUCUGCUCCGACCGCCGAUAUGUAAAACCAAUCAACAUGGAAGAAGUAGGAAAAAGGCAGGCGGUCUGGCACCACCAUAGCCAUCCAAAUAACACCCGCCGAAAGCCGUCCCGACCUGAUGAACCCCUAUCAGGACACCAACACCACCAUCAUCGGCACCCCAAAAGGAUUAUUCUCGUGAAAAACAGUGACCCCGCUGUUCGCCGAUCUAUUAUUCUGAGUCGACGAACCGCUCGCAGUCUUCGAGUCUUUACGGAGGAGAUUUCAGAGCUCAUGCAGUGUCACGUCAAGAGACUGUACACCCUGGAGGGGCGCAAGGUCAGGACUUUAUUUCUUCAGCCAAUCUUUAACAAACAGCUAGUGUUUUUAAGCCAACAAUAGACUUCUGGUGAAUUUGAUAAGGUUUCUUUUACAGCAUCGAUGUUGUAAUGUAAUUAAAAUACAAUCAGUUAAAUAGACUUCAUUAUUCAUUUAGUUGUUCAAGUUUAAAACGAGAUUUGAGACCUUGUAAACGUAAGUGCCAUCAGUAGCUGCAGGCUAGCACAAAAACAUCAUUGAGAAUACUGGAGUAAAAAAGACAUGACGGUGUAAGAACGGGUUUAAACCACAGCGGUUCGAACUGUGGUUUUGCCGAAUGACUAAAAAGUAAUCAGCAUGAUGGUAAAAAAAACUGUACAUUUCUAGUCAAACCAUUCUUUUGCAAUCUUACACCAAAAAUGGAAACAAGGGCAAGAUUAAUAGCUAUUAAUGUGGGAGAGCGUUGCUUUUAUGUGAUUGUAUUGCAGUAUGGAACUGUUACGCCCCGUGUGGCUCGGAGGAUGAAAAAGGGCUUAACAUAAUUAUGACUACCCAAUAUUUUAAGAAUUCCCCUGAGAUGUUAACUGCUAUGAAUCAACACAGACAACAACGUGGCAAAAAAGUGGUUAGCUUUUACAA